GGUGCGCUCCGGAGGGCGGGGCGGGGCCGGGCCGGGCCGGGCCGCCCUUCAACCCCCUCGGCGGCUGCGGCGGCGGCAGUCCCGGGGCGAGCGGAGCGGAGCGGGGUCGCACCGGCGCCAGCCGAGCCAUACGGAACCGUACCGUGCCCUACCGAGCCGCCGGGGUUUUGAGCAGCUGAGCACCACCCACGAGAGGACAAGAUGUUUGGGGGAAAAAUGACCAGUGUUGGGAAGAAGCUGAUCCGCCGGCGCGUGGUGGAUCUGAGCUCUGAGGACACACGUUUUGCUCGCUGCCUCUCCACGCUGGACCUCAUCGCCCUGGGGGUGGGCAGCACGCUGGGGGCCGGCGUGUAUGUGCUGGCUGGGGAGGUGGCCAAGGAGACGGCUGGUCCCUCCAUCGUCCUCUGCUUCCUGGUGGCUGCUCUCUCGUCAGUGCUGGCCGGACUCUGCUACGCAGAGUUUGGGGCCCGUGUCCCCAAGACUGGCUCUGCCUACCUCUACAGCUACGUCACCGUCGGCGAGAUCUGCGCUUUCACAACUGGCUGGAACCUCAUCCUCUCUUACGUUAUAGGCACGGCCAGCGUGGCUCGAGCCUGGAGCGCAGCAUUCGACAACAUCAUCGGCAACCACAUCUCCACUUUCUUCAUGAACAAGACCACAUUGCACCUGCCAGGGGUGCUGGCUGAGCGCCCGGACUUCUUCGCCCUGAUCCUGAUUGGGCUGCUCACUGCGCUGCUGGCCUUUGGCGUCAGCGAAUCUGCUCUCGUGAACAAAAUCUUCACGGCGGUGAACCUGGUGGUGCUGGGCUUCGUCAUCAUCGCUGGCUUCGUGAAGGGAGACAUCAAGAACUGGCAGCUCUCGGAGGAGGACUACACCAACAGCAUGUACCCGGACCCGCCUGAUGACAUCAGAAAAAUAGACUUUGGCUCUGGCGGGUUUGUCCCCUUUGGACUGGAAGGGAUCCUGACUGGCGCUGCCACCUGUUUCUAUGCCUUCGUGGGCUUCGACUGCAUCGCCACCACAGGGGAGGAAGCCAGGAACCCACAGCGCUCGAUCCCCAUCGGCAUCAUUGUGUCCCUCCUCAUCUGCUUCGUGGCUUAUUUCGGGGUGUCUGCGGCCCUGACCCUCAUGGUGCCCUACUUCCUCCUGAACAAGGAGAGCCCCCUGCCCGAGGCUUUCAAGGCGGUGGGCUGGGAGCCCGCCCGCUACGCCGUUGCUGUCGGCUCGCUCUGCGCCCUCUCCACCAGCUUGCUGGGCUCCAUGUUCCCUAUGCCCCGCGUGAUCUAUGCCAUGGCGGAGGAUGGGCUGCUCUUCAAGUUCCUCUCCAACAUCAACAGCCGCACGAAGACCCCUCUGUCAGCCACCAUCACCUCGGGGCUCCUUGCGGCGGUGAUGGCCUUCCUGCUUGACCUGAAGGACCUGGUGGACCUCAUGUCAAUCGGCACGCUGCUGGCCUACUCCUUGGUGGCGGUGUGCGUGCUCAUCCUCCGGUACCAGUCUGGGCAGCUGAACUCCCCGAAGGCCGUGGAAAUGCUGGAGCUGAACGGGAACGAGGAGGAGAGGGUGAUCAUGAACCCGACCAUCGCCACCACCAGCGCCCAGCAGAAGGAGACGUUGUCCCUGGCCACGCUCUUCAACCCGCCCACAAACACCCCCACUGCGCUCUCGGGACGCAUUGUCUACGUCUGUGUCUCAGUCAUCGCCACACUCAUCACGGUCAUCUGCAUCGUCCUGACCCUCAAGGUAAACGCGCUGAAGGAUGCCAGCGUGGGCUGGAUCGUAGCCCUGGUGCUGCUCCUCGUGGCUCUGCUCAUUCCCACCAUCAUCGUUUGGAGGCAGCCGCAGAGCAACGCGCGGUUGAACUUCAAAGUACCUUUCCUCCCGCUCCUGCCGAUCUUCAGCAUCUUCGUUAAUAUCCUGCUGAUGGUACAGCUGAGUGCUGGCACCUGGGUGCGGUUUGCCAUCUGGAUGGUCGUGGGUUUUAUGAUUUACUUUGGCUAUGGGAUUCGGAACAGCGUGGAAGGGAAAAACGCGGAGGAAGCCUGUACGACAGUAGAAAAGCCUCUGCACCACCCUGGACUGGACCUCAGCCCUGGGGCUGCUGCGGUCUGAGAGACCGGGCACCCGCACUCCGUGGACCUCUGCCAGUAUUCCCGCUCAGGACAAGAUCAUGAUCCGCAUGGUACAUCCAUCCCCUGCCCUGCAGGGAGUGAGUCCCAGCGUCAGGACCGCCGAGCCGGGCCGUGUGCUGGCCUUUCCCCUCGCAGAGCAGAGGUCACGGAGACGAGACCCCGGGCCGGGUGGGAGCACUGCUGGGCCGGGGCUGGUCUCUGCCAGUGACAGCGGCAUGGCGCUCCCGCCGUGGAAGCUGCUGUCAGAAAUGCUGCUUUCCCUGCGCACAGGAGGCCCCGCGUGAUGGUGCAGCUGUAUUUGUCCUGUCUGUGCAUGUGGCUGUGGUCACCACCUCCUCCCUGUGCUUUCCAAGCGUUGUGCCACGAGGCUUGGGGCGGCCAUUCUGAUACCGCCAGCAGUUCGGUACUUGCCGGCAGCGCGGGGCUCAGCUGGCCAAACCCCUCUCUGUGCUUGGGAUUUGCAUCCCACGCUGAGCCUUGCGUUGCCCCAGCCAUGCUGCUUGGGGUGAGCAUCCAGCUCGGAUGUCCAUCAAGAUGUCCACAGGGCGGCCAUGCCAGCCUCCAACCUCGUAUCCCUUUGUAUAAUUGGUGUUUUAAUGACGA
Messenger RNA from Chroicocephalus ridibundus (black-headed gull), 2735 nucleotides. It is a transcript of the gene SLC7A3, whose product is annotated as solute carrier family 7 member 3. Gene Ontology annotation, biological process: L-ornithine transmembrane transport; L-arginine import across plasma membrane. The transcript has 12 exons. The coding region runs from base 202 to 2112 and encodes 636 amino acids. Lineage: Eukaryota; Metazoa; Chordata; Aves; Charadriiformes; Laridae. The record is from RefSeq and is a predicted model, not a curated record. Gene Ontology annotation, cellular component: plasma membrane. Gene Ontology annotation, molecular function: L-lysine transmembrane transporter activity; L-arginine transmembrane transporter activity; L-ornithine transmembrane transporter activity.